Linum tenue is the source of this 2594-nucleotide messenger RNA. The record is from the annotation of a GenBank genome assembly. Lineage: Eukaryota; Viridiplantae; Streptophyta; Magnoliopsida; Malpighiales; Linaceae.
GCCUGACAUCCAAAAAUUUAUCCGCAAUAUUCAUACUUAAAUCCAACAAAUACCGUCAAACAUUUAACAAAAUGGAACGUGCUGUGCUGUGUUUCAUUUCAAUUUUCAGCAUCCAUCUAUGUCGCUUGUCGCAUGGCGGUGGCAGUGAGGGAGCUCAAUUGGUGGAGGGGAAGGUCACUCAGUUCAGUAAAAGGACAAGCGAGAAAUCCCAAAAAGGUACAGAAGAAAAGUCGAGCCGUCGGAGAUUCUCCUCGGAAGUAGCGAAGCUGCGAAGGGAAGCAACUUUUCCCACCACCGUCUCCGCUACACCAAACAAAGCGAGCAGCUAGAAUCCACCGCCGCCCCGGCGCCGCCGCCUGCCGAAGGAUGCGGAUCGUCGAUUCAGCCGCCAUCAUCGUCGCUGUCCGACUCUCCUAUGGUCGCUCGUUAGUUACCAAUCCAUCCCUCCAUUGUUGAGAGAAUAAUAACAAACAGGGAAGUAGGUCAAACAUCGAAAAACACCUGCAGCAGGGAUUGGAUUGGAGGGGAAAUAAGGAUUUUCAAUGGGGUGCUUUCACUCCAAAACCUUCCAUCUGUUGUCUCCCGAUAGCAAGCAGCAGGAACCGCUCCCACUUCCAGAAGACCCGAAGCAACUCGCUACUAAUCCCGAUCCGUCCAUCCCCGGCGAUCAACUUGACAUCCCAGUAUUCCGCGAGUUCCCUCUCAACGAGCUUCGUGCUGCCGCCAAUGGGUUCAGCUCCGAAUUCAUUGUCUCUGAGAGCGGUGAAAAGGCUCCCAAUGUUGUGUACCGAGGCAAGCUGAAAGACAAUCGCCUUGUUGCAAUCAAGCGCUUCUCCAACCUUUCCUGGCCAGAUCCCCAGCAGUUCCUGAGUGAAGCUUCUAUGGUUGGGAAAGUGCGGCAUAAGAGACUGGUUAACUUAAUCGGGUGUUGUGCUGAGGGUGAUGAACGUUUGCUCGUUGCUGAGUACAUGCCUAAUGAUACCCUUUCCAAGCAUCUCUUCCAUUGGGAAAAACAGCCAUUGCCCUGGGAAAUGCGUGUCAGAAUUGCCUACUACAUUGCUCAAGUGCUAGAUCAUUGUGACACUCAGGACCGCAAAAUCUACCACGAUUUGAAUGCCUAUAGAGUUCUUUUUGAUGAGGAAGGUGAUCCUCGGUUGUCUAGUUUUGGCCUCAUGAAAAAUAGCAGAGAUGGGAAGAGUUACAGCACAAACUUGGCUUAUACCCCGCCUGAAUUUUUGAGGACAGGUAGGGUCAUCCCUGAAAGCGUAAUAUACAGCUUCGGAACUGUUCUGCUGGACCUUUUGAGUGGGAAACAUAUCCCUCCAAGCCAUGCACUGGAUUUAAUCAGGGGGGAAAAUUUGCUGUUGUUGAUGGAUUCAUCCUUGGAGGGACAGUAUGCAAAUGAAGAUGCAGCUGUGUUGGUUGAACUGGCCUCUAAGUGUUUACAGUAUGAGGCUAAGGAUCGGCCUGUUGUCAAGUAUCUUCUUACUGCAGUAGAACCACUCCAGAAGCAGAAAGAGGUUCAGAGCGUCUUAAGCUUGCCUGCUCAUACGCUGAUGGGACUAUCAAAAACUCCGGUGCCACUUCCAAUUUUGCUUUCACCACUGGGGAAGGCUUGUGUAAGGAUGGAUCUCUCAGCAGUGCACGAGGUCUUGCUUAAAACAGGAUAUAGAGAUGAAGAAGGAGCGGAAAAGCUGUCGUUUCAAGAAUGGACCCAGCAAGUGCAAGACAUUCUGAACACAAAGAAGUUUGGUGAUAUUGCUUUCAGAGACAAGGAUUUUAAUAAUGCUAUCGAUAACUACACAAAGCUGGUGUCGUUGAUGUCGGUUCCUUCAGGAACCGUGUUUGUGAGGCGAGCAUUGUCCUACUUAAUGGUAGAACAAGCAGAACUCGCGCUGAGAGAUGCAAUGCAGGCACAAGUCUGCUUGCCCGAGUGGCCAACAGCGUUCUACAUGCAAGCGCUCGCGCUGUCAAAGCUCGGCAUGGAGAGUGACGCUCAGGACAUGCUGAAUGACGGAGCCAACUUUGAAGCAAAGAAGCAAAAUAGCUGGCGCCAUCCGAGUUAAGAUCAUGGUUUCGCUGAUCGCAACUAGAUGUCUCUGCGCAAUGUAGGUGGCGGAAGAGAUAGAAGCAUGAUCAAGGUCUAUUUCCACAUGCUUAGGAAAAGAAGAGUUCAUUAGGUUAACCCUUGGGAGGGUUUGUAAGUUUCUUUUUGGCAGUCUACCCUGGCUUAGUGUUAGGUAGCAACUAGCAUAAGUUAUGUUGUUGUUGUUGUUGUUGUCAGUCUUUUGGGUUUGUUUUUCCACACCACGAUUAAGAGUUGUACAAUCAAGAGAUCAAUGUUGAGCAGACAUCAAGUAAUGAGACGGCAGAGGAAGGUUCGAUUGAUAAAAAUUUGAAAUUAGGGACUCCUUUAAGGCUUUAUUAGUACUGGAAAGACGAAAUGACUAACUGGUGAAGUAUUGAAGAAUUAUAGAAGUUCAAGGACAUUGUCCACAUUUGUUCAUUUUAACCUCGCAAUCUACUGUUUAUGUAACCUAAUUGCAUAGAUGUGUUACUUGUCCCUGGUAGGUGGCUAUAAGGUUACAGUUUCG